Periconia digitata is the source of this 2758-nucleotide messenger RNA. The record is from the annotation of a GenBank genome assembly. Lineage: Eukaryota; Fungi; Ascomycota; Dothideomycetes; Pleosporales; Periconiaceae.
AUGAUUGACGACACCCAAGAUAUUGGAAAUGGCGAGGUGUCGCCUCGCGUUUCUCUCUUUUCAGAGAUUGACAAUAUCAUGAAGUACCAAGUCGUGCGCGCGCAUGCAGAGCGCUGGAGCCAAAAUCUUCAUUUCCUUACGUACGACGAUUCUCACGAUGAUAAUGGGGAGCCGGGUCAAUCUCAGCUACCACAUGAGAGCAAUAGUGCCACCCAGUGCGUAACAGGUCAAUGUAAACGAUGCGAGCGACGAACUCCUGUUCCUUCUGGGCAUCAGUGCCAAUCCCAUUUUUCUUUCAGUGGAGGCCACUAUGAAGAAGAGGAUGUUCGAGAAAAAGCGCUGGAGGAAUACUCGAAUCCUUGCGUACACGUCAAAGCAUUAACGUGUGAUGAAUGUCAGCAUGUCCCGCUCUUUCCUAAUGAGGGUCCUGUCACCUGUUUCAAAAUCCGCCAAAUUCCCCGCAGCUCCUUGAUCAGGUGUCGACAUUUUGUUGCUGUUUCGUACUGUUGGUCAGACGCGGACUCAUCUACACAAGACGCCUAUAAUGUAAUCGACGAGAACGGCAAGCACCGUAGGAUUCGAGCGACUGGAUCGGUCAUUGAUCGAGUAGUGAAUUUUGCUAGGGAAAAUGGAUAUCGGAUGAUCUGGAUUGAUCAGGAAUGUAUUGAUCAAGAUGAUCCCGAAGUGAAAGCAUUGGCUGUUCAGGCGAUUGAUCUGGUCUAUCUCGAAGCGCAUGCGUCGAUUGGUCUGCUGCGAGCUCAGCUUCAACAAAAACACCUGAACGCAUUGGCUAUCACUUUCGAAAACAUUUGUGACACUUCAUUCAAAAAGCGUCGCGGAAUUACAGGAUUCAAAGGCCCUUGUGUGCUCGAUCCGAACACCCUCCUCGAGGCAAUAUCAUUCAUCGCUAAUGAUAAGUGGAAUACUCGUGCAUGGGUUCUUCAGGAAGCAUUUGUCUCUAGUGGCAACAUGAUGUUACUCUUCCCGCAGAAAACAGACUCUAGAAGCGCAGGAUGGACGAUGAUUUGUCAUGAGAUGUCGCUAUCGGAACUUGUCAUCAGGUUAGAUGUCAUAGUAGAUUGCAUCAAAUGUUCUCUCAGAUAUGUUGUCCCGAAAUUAUGGAAGCAUAUAGCGGACGCUGAGAAGCCAAAACGAACGCAAAGUACACAGAAAGGAGGCGCUCAAUCAUCCUCGGACCUAAGGACGACUUUGAAACGAAUCACCCUGUUCCAUCCGGAGAGGCCAGCGAGGGCGAGCAUUGCCCAAUUCACGGUGAACGGCAACAGAAGACAGAUGACAUGCAGCGCUGCUGCUGCGCUCACAUACCUCCGGCUACGUGACUGCUACGACAAGGCUGAUAAGCUCGCUAUCACAGCAAAUAUGUGUGGCUAUCCAUUAAGACUCAAUACAGUUGAGUUAGGUCAGAGGCAAAAGAGUCUAGGUACCUGCCUUAUAGCGUUAAGUCUUUGUAACGGAGAUACCUCAUUGAUCACACCAGAGGUAUACAGAUCGGUUCCUACGAGAAGUAUUACCGAUCUCACAAGACAGAAUUCUGACCAUGAAUUCACCUGGAAUCGUGAUUUUAACUCACGCUUGGCAGACGUUUACUCGCAAUCGUUCAACACAUUUGGGUCUACAGCAGCCCCGGGCACAGGGAAUCGGGUGGAUAUAGGGCAAUCGGGUCUCGGGUUGAUGGGAAACUCCUGGAAAAUAAAUCGAUUCAUCGAGUGCCACAAACUUCAACAAAAAUAUCGCGAGUCGUGGACGGAUCUUAACAAAAACCUCAACACAGCAACAGCCGAAACAAUGUGGUUAGCCACGACGCAUCUGCUGUUUGAGAUAAUCAAUGCUCUUAAAUCACGUGGCGAAAUCCAGGUGGCCGACUCGAUCUUAAACUCCACGUCAAGCGCUCAGAUAGAAUCUGUAAAUGAGUUCUCGCCUGGACUUUGUGUCGAAAAUCGGAAAGGCAUGUUCUCACUCCACAGCGAUGGUAACGGGAGAUACCAUCAGUGUUGGAUAAUUGACCGAGUUAUGGAGAAGGGCGGAUUCUGGGUAGGUAAGCUCGUGGAAGAUGCAAUUCCUCGCCCCUUGGCGCGAAGCGAGCAAGAUGAUUCGAAAUACAUGCCCGCAAGGAAUGAGGGUGGACAUAUGGCAGAGCUGGUUUCUUACCAGAUGUUGAGCGACCUAUUGACUUUAGAAAGAAUCAAGGAUCAGAGGAGAGAAUUGGAGAACCAAGUCUCCACAGAUUCUUUCAGGACAUUCCAAAGUGACAUCAUGGUUUCGUUAGCUCUAUCGUUGAGUAAUCUGGCGCGCCAUCCGGAUUUUUUCAGGGAUAUGGAAGACAGACAAGGCAUCUUCGAUGUGGACGGUGAUACUUCUGGAAAUUGUUUGGUGUUCACGCCUUUCAACAUGAAUCUGGAGGUAAUACCUCGACCUGAGCUACGCAGCAUGAGCGUUUCGUGGCAGGUACAACCCGUUUCAGAUACUUUGGAGGAUAAGAUUGAGAGCAAACCAGCCAAAAAGAUGAGGACACUCCAAAGUGUGAAGGGUAUGUGGAGAUACACUUCGAAAUGUUAUCAUCGGGUUUACCUUGUGUAAAUGAGAAAUAUUUGGAUGCGAAUCAUGCACCUAAUCCUCCCUCAGUAGUCACGGCAAAUAUAAAGCACAGUGGUGUCAAUUCUCUCGACGUUAGAGUUUUUCGCCUUGAUCACGAAUUUGGCAAUCUGAGUUCAUCCCGAACAUACCUGUAUUCCUGCUU